This is a messenger RNA of Trifolium pratense (red clover), 1075 nucleotides long. Its product is annotated as dihydrofolate reductase-like. Bases 217 to 894 code for a protein of 225 amino acids. The record is from RefSeq and is a predicted model, not a curated record. The transcript has 7 exons. Lineage: Eukaryota; Viridiplantae; Streptophyta; Magnoliopsida; Fabales; Fabaceae.
AAAAGUUGAAAAGAAAAAUAAAAUAAAAUAAAAAAUGAAAACCCUUUAAAUUGGAUUCAAUUCAGUGCCAGUGCCAUCACAGACCUUAUUCUAAUUUCCAUUCACAAUUCUUCUGUCAAACCCUUCUUUGUAUUGUAAGCACCGUCCUCAUCAAUAUUUAUUUAAUAAUAAUAAUAAUAAUAGUAAUUGAUUUUCGUAAUUGAACAACGUCGGAAAAUGGAAAACAAAGAACAGAAGAACAACACGAUGAACACGGUUGUUAGAAAACCAAGAUUUCUUUGUCUUCAUGGAUUUCGAACAAGUGGAGAGAUAAUGAAAAAACAGAUUCAUAAGUGGCCACAAAAUGUUUUAGACAAACUCGAUCUUGUUUUCGUGGAUGCCCCUUUUCCUUGCAACGGUAAAUCUGAUGUUGAAGGAAUUUUCGAUCCUCCUUAUUACGAAUGGUUCCAAUUCAACAAGGAAUUUACAGAGUACACCAACUUUGAUGAGUGUUUGGAAUAUAUUGAAGAUUACAUGAUCAAACAUGGACCGUUCGAUGGUCUUCUUGGAUUCUCACAGGGGGCUAUACUAUCAGGUGCGCUGCCAGGUCUUCAAGAAAAGGGUGUGGCACUAACCAAAGUUCCCAAAGUGAAAUUCCUUGUAAUAAUAGGAGGGGCCAAGUUUAAGGCACCUUCAAUUGUGGAGAAAGCAUAUUCUUCAACAAUUGGUUGCCCGUCUCUUCACUUUAUAGGGGAGAAUGAUUUUUUGAAGCAGUAUGGAAAAGAACUAAUAGAAUCUUGUGUUGAACCUAUGGUAAUUCAUCACCCGAAAGGACACACAGUACCAAGAUUAGAUGAUAAAAGUUUGAUUACCAUGAAUGGUUUUAUCGAAAGAAUUCAAAGAGAUAUAUCUUGAAAAUUAGAAGAAUUCAAAGAGAUAUAUCUGAAAAAUCAGGAAUGGGUCCACCCGAGGAGCUAAUACUUCAAAUAAUUUGGAUUAAAUUUUUAUUUUAGUACUAGGUUUAAAGAUCAGUACAUUUGUACAAUUUUAUUAAUUUUUAUUUGAUAUUUAAUUUUGUCAUUAUAUUAAAGUAAAA